Penicillium soppii is the source of this 2523-nucleotide messenger RNA. RefSeq names its product beta-glucosidase. Gene Ontology annotation, molecular function: beta-glucosidase activity. The transcript is spliced from 3 exons. Lineage: Eukaryota; Fungi; Ascomycota; Eurotiomycetes; Eurotiales; Aspergillaceae. Bases 1 to 2523 code for a protein of 840 amino acids. Gene Ontology annotation, biological process: glucan catabolic process. The record is from RefSeq and is a predicted model, not a curated record.
AUGGUUCGAAUCGACGUUGAAAAGGCGAUUGAAGAACUGACUCUUGGAGAGAAGGUAGCUCUUACAGCUGGUAAGGAUUUUUGGCACACUGCCUCUAUUCCGCGUCUCAACAUCCCCGCACUGCGCAUGUCCGAUGGACCUAAUGGCGUCCGCGGCACACGAUUCUUCAAUGGUAUCCCAGCAGCAUGCUUCCCCUGCGCAACAGCGCUAGGUGCCACUUGGGAUGCCGAACUUCUCUCCCAGGUCGGCGCAUUGAUGGGCGAAGAAGCAAUCGCAAAAGGCACACACGUCGUGCUCGGUCCCACAAUUAAUAUCCAACGGUCACCGCUCGGUGGACGUGGCUUCGAGUCAUUUUCCGAGGACGGUGUGCUCUCUGGUACAUUGGCGGGCCAUUUCUGCAAGGCGAUGCAAGAAAAGGGCGUUGCUGCGACCCUGAAACACUUUGUCUGCAAUGACCAGGAGCACGAGCGCAUGGCGGUUAGUAGUAUUCUUACAAACCGGGCGUUGCGUGAGAUCUAUUUGAUGCCGUUUCAGUUGGCGAUGCGUAUUUGUCGCUCGAAGUGUGUGAUGACGGCUUAUAACAAGAUUAACGGCACUCAUGUCAGUGAGAACAAGGCUAUUAUUGAUGAUAUCUUGCGUAAGGAGUGGGGUUGGGAAGGACUUGUUAUGAGUGACUGGUUUGGUACAUACAGUACCUCUGAUGCUAUCGUUGCCGGGCUCGACAUCGAGAUGCCUGGUCAGACCCGCUGGAGAGGCCAGGCUCUUGCGCACGCCGUCUCGUCAAACAAGGUUGCCCAGUACCAACUUGACGAGCGUGUGCGCAACGUGCUUAACCUUGUCAACUGGGUUGAGCCUCUUGGAAUCCCCGAGGAAGCACCCGAGAAGGCACUCAACCGACCAGAAGACCAAGCUCUGAUGCGACGUGCUGCGGCUGAGUCUGUUGUACUUAUGAAAAACGAGGGCGAUAUUCUUCCCCUCAAGAAGGAUGGGUCCUUGUUAGUCAUUGGACCCAAUGCUAGAAUUGCCGCUUAUUGUGGUGGGGGCUCCGCAUCGUUGGCCCCAUACUAUACCGUCAGUCCAUUCCAGGGCGUCUCUGCCAAAAGCAAGGGAGACGUCACGUUCAGCCAGGGCGCGUAUUCACACAAAGAGCUGCCGCUUCUUGGGCCACUGCUUAAGACUGCAGAUGGCAAGCCCGGCUUCACCUUCAAGGUUUACAAUGAACAUCCAAACUCGGGCGAGGACCGACAGGUCGUGGAUGAGUUGCAUCUGCUCGACUCAUCUGGCUUCUUGAUGGACUACAUUAACCCAAAGAUCAAAUCCAUGACCUACUAUGUUGACAUGGAGGGAUCGUUCACCCCCGAGGAGAGCGGAGUGUAUGACUUCGGCGUCACAGUCGUUGGGACAGGACGCCUCCUCAUCGAUGACGAGGUGGUUGUCGACAACACCAAAAAUCAGAAGCAAGGUUCCGCCUUCUUUGGUACAGCCACUAUUGAAGAGCGCGGUACGAAAGAACUCAAGGCCGGCCAGACCUACAAAGUCCUGUUCCAGUUCGGCAGCGCACCCACUUCAGAUCUGGACACUCGUGGAAUUGUCGCAUUUGGUCCAGGCGGCUUCCGCUUCGGCGCCAGCAGACAGGUCGACCAAGAAGACUUGAUCGCCCACGCAGUUGAACAAGCCAAAACAGCAGAGCAAGUCGUCAUCUUUGCCGGUUUGACUCUCGAAUGGGAGACCGAGGGCCACGACCGCGAACACAUGGACCUACCUCCUGGCAGCGAUGAGCUUAUUAGCCGCGUGCUGGAUGUGAACCCCAAUGCAGUCGUAGUCCUUCAGUCCGGCACACCGGUCACAAUGCCAUGGGAACACAAGGCCAAGGCCCUCGUGCAAGCUUGGUUCGGGGGCAACGAAUGCGGCAACGGCAUCGCGGACGUCCUCUAUGGCGACGUCAACCCCUCCGCCAAACUUCCCAUCACCUUUCCCCGCCGUUUGCAAGAUAACCCCUCAUACCUGAACUUCCGCUCCGAGCGCGGUCGCGUCCUCUAUGGUGAAGACAUCUAUGUCGGUUACCGGUAUUUCGAGAAGAGCGACGUUUCUCCCGGCUUCAGUUUCGGCCACGGGUUAUCAUACACGACUUUCUCGCGCUCAGACCUGCGCAUCGAGACUGUUCCUGAGCAGACCAAGUAUGCCGAGUCCGGUGAGCCAAUCACUGCUUCGGUCACUGUCUCCAACACUGGUUCCGUGGCCGGUGCCGAGGUUGUUCAGCUGUGGGUUCUGCCCCCGAAGACAGAUGUCGGACGGCCUGUGCGCGAGUUGAAGGCAUUCCAGAAGGUCUUCCUGCACCCCGGUGAGACAAAGACCGUGCAGUUGGUUGUGGAGAAGAAGCUAGCGUCGAGCUGGUGGGACGAGGAACGAGAUCAGUGGAUUUCCGAGAAAGGGAAAUACCAAAUUCUUGUUACCGGCACUGGACCGGAGGAGCUCCGCGGUGAAUUUGAGGUUGGCAAAACGAGGUUCUGGCUGGGUCUGUAG